UCCCUCCCUCUCCUUCUCUCUCUCCAUACUUCAACGUCUGGAGUCAAGUUCAGCAUAGAAUCUCGGAACUCCAAACAGCCGUUGGUUGAUCUUGAUUCUGUUUUUUCUGGAAUCAAAUUGCAUGUAGAAAACAAACUUUCCUUUUCCACCUUCACUGUCAAGUUGGUGGCUGUCACUCACUCUGUAUCUAUCAAUAUCAUCAUCAACCAUCAACUCUUUUUUCCUGUCAUUUCCGUCAUCAAAAAGACUAAACCUGAAGUGGGUUCAUAUUCUUUUGCCAACUCAAUCCCAUUAAGACAUUACAAAGUUGGGUUUUGUUUAUCCUUGAACUACACAACUGGGUUUUCGGAAAUUCUUUGUAGAUUGUUAGGUGUUUGUGUUUAACAGAGAUAUUAAGAGGAAAACAAUGUUGAGCUUUAAGGAGUUUUGUACAACGAAAACGUUGUUUGCUCUUGGGUUGGGACAGUUUCUCUCUCUUCUUAUUACUUCUACUGGAUUUUCAUCCUCUGAACUUUGUAGAAGAGGAAUUAAUGCACCGACUUCUCAGUCUUUUCUCAACUACGUUUUCUUGGCCAUUGUUUAUGGAAGUAUUAUGCUUUACCGGAAGCAAGCACUUAAGGCAAAAUGGUUCUACUAUGCGAUUCUUUCAUUGGUGGAUGUAGAAGCCAAUUUUCUUGUGGUGAAGGCCUAUCAGUACACAUCGAUCACAAGUGUCAUGCUGCUGGACUGUUGGUCGAUCCCUUGUGUUAUGGUUCUUACAUGGUUUUUCUUGAGCACAAAGUACAGGUUCAAGAAAAUAGCUGGAGUAGUAGUUUGUGUUGCAGGCCUUGUUAUGGUUGUUUUUUCAGAUGUUCAUGCUGGUGAUCGAUCAGGAGGGAGCAACCCUCGUAAAGGAGAUGCUAUUGUUAUUGCUGGUGCAACGCUGUAUGCUAUCAGUAAUUCCAGUGAGGAGUUUCUUGUGAAAAAAGCUGAUAGAGUUGAGCUCAUGUCGCUUCUAGGCUUUUUUGGUGCCAUAAUCAGUGCCAUUCAAAUAAGUAUUCUGGAGCGCAACGAAGUUAAAUCUAUUCACUGGUCAGCUGGGGCAGCUCUUCCGUUCUUUGGAUUUGCAGUGGCAAUGUUCCUGUUCUACUCAUUAGUCCCGAUCCUGCUUAAGAUUAGUGGUUCCACAAUGCUCAACUUGUCUUUGCUGACAUCAGACAUGUGGGCUGUCAUGAUUCGCAUCUUUGCUUACCAUGAGAAGGUUGAUUGGAUGUACUUUUUGGCCCUCGCUGCUGUUGCUGUUGGGCUGGUCGUUUAUUCAGGGGGUGACAAGGAAGAGGAUCAACACUGUGCUUAUGUUGUUGAUGAAGACGCUGAGGGUAGCAGUAAACAUUUUGAUGAGGAGGCUUGUUCUGGAAACCGCAGUCAAAAAACUAUACUUGGGAGCUCAAAAACCGGGGAUAGUAGCAAGCGUGAUCUUGCUAGCACCGGCAUUGGAGAUGGGCAAGACAUUGAGAACAAGAAUGUGGGAAAAGAUGUAUGGGGGAAGAAAUCAUAGUUAGGCAUCAGAGGAAGAAAUGAAAUUGAGAACAUAGGAAAAGUUGCAGGGGCUAGAAAUCACGACUUAGGAUCUGCUUUCAGGAUGAGAAAGGGCACUCGUCUCACUGCUGCUCCAAAACACUGUAGAUGUCAGCUAAGUUGGGGUGUUGGAUAGCGGAAAUGAGGGGGACAAUCAACAAUCAAUAAUCAAUUUACAGCUUCUAAGUAUUUUUUUUAAUGCAUAAUUGCAGUUCUUCAUUUUAUGUUGUAUGACACUGUGAUCACCAGUCAUUUAAUUUUUUGAAGUAUAUUUUUAACCUUUCUUAAUA
Populus euphratica (Euphrates poplar) is the source of this 1847-nucleotide messenger RNA. RefSeq names its product solute carrier family 35 member F2-like. The transcript is spliced from 11 exons. Gene Ontology annotation, cellular component: membrane. NCBI's taxonomy places the organism in Eukaryota, Viridiplantae, Streptophyta, Magnoliopsida, Malpighiales, Salicaceae. The coding region runs from base 407 to 1537 and encodes 376 amino acids. Gene Ontology annotation, molecular function: transmembrane transporter activity. Gene Ontology annotation, biological process: transmembrane transport. The record is from RefSeq and is a predicted model, not a curated record.